Molecule: messenger RNA, 4838 nt
Organism: Mercenaria mercenaria
Lineage: Eukaryota; Metazoa; Mollusca; Bivalvia; Venerida; Veneridae
Product: elongation factor-like GTPase 1
Exons: 20
Coding region: 922-4419 (1165 amino acids)
Biological process (GO): cytosolic ribosome assembly
Cellular component (GO): ribonucleoprotein complex; cytosol
Molecular function (GO): GTPase activity; ribosome binding; GTP binding
Source: RefSeq, a predicted model, not a curated record
GUAUGUAAUAUAGAUGAUUGAUAAACAAUGCAGCGUCAGAUUAUUGUGUUUGUACCUCUUGUUAAUUAGCGGUAACAGCUUAUGCUGUAUUGUGUAAUAUGUGUUGUUAAUUUAAAGUAAUUAUUUUAUGUGCUUGAUUCGAUUAAAUAAGCCGGUCGGCCGUUACGCAAAUUUAUUAUCUUUGCCGAGGUAUUUUGCUAGAGCAAAAUAAAAUAUAAAUGUUUUAAGUAAUCAGAUAUUAUAAGUAUGGAAUAGUUCUGGUGAAAAGAUGAAAUUUAAAACGGGUAUUUUAUCAAGAAUUUUUAAUGUUUGCUUUCGUUUUUUCAUAUUUGUCACACGUUUUCGCGAUCGUGAUUUUCGGACUUUUUUAUCCUUUCUUACAAGAUUUUCUAGUACAAUUGAAAUAAAAAGCCAACAAAAGUAUGCAUUUAAUAAUAAUAUGAUGACUCUUGCAAAAGCAACUCUUAUUUUAAAGCAUUUUUUGUGAAUAAAAGCAUGUGACCUUUAAAUAUUCAAUGAUUUGAGCAUUUCAACUCUCCCCACCCACCUUGUUACAAUGAUAAGUGAACAUUAGUGCAAGUCCAUCUAUUGCUAAGUGACAGUGUGUAUAGUUGCUAAAAGUUGCAAGAAUAUGUAAUAAAAACAUAGUUUAAAGUGUUUAUUAUGCAUAAUUGUAAAUUCCCCCGAGUGAAAAAAUUCCCCAAAACUGCUCGUCGCGCGCUAUUUUCUUCCCCCAGUGACAGGCUGGGGCCUCUUCCCCCAGUCGUAAAAAAAACCCCUGGGUUGUGAUGAAAUAAUGCUCGGAGGGGCGCCAGGAGUCUUUCUCCACCAUCAAAGCUGGAAAGUAGCCACAUGACCUGAAUUGUGUCAGUGCGACACUAAACCCAAGAACCCAACAAAACAAACAUACAUGCAUAUUGAAUGGCUUGCCAUCGAAGAAAUAUGAGGACUACAGCUCUUGAAAAGUUAAAGGAACUACAGAAGAAGCCGUCACAUGUGCGGAACCUCUGUAUCCUAGCCCAUGUGGAUCAUGGAAAGACAACUCUUGCAGAUGCUCUGGUUGCUAGCAAUGGUAUUAUUUCACAAAGAAUGGCUGGAAAGCUUCGGUAUCUGGACAGUCGAGAAGAUGAGCAGAUACGAGGAAUUACGAUGAAGUCAAGUGCAAUAUCACUGCAGUAUCAAAGUGGUGGUGAUGAAUUUUUGAUCAACCUGAUAGAUUCACCAGGACAUGUUGAUUUCUCCAGUGAAGUUUCAACAGCAGUUCGUCUCUGUGAUGGAGCUGUAGUUGUUGUUGAUGUUGUGGAGGGGGUUUGUCCACAGACUCAUGCUGUGCUGCGCCAAGCUUGGCUAGAGAACAUAAAACCAAUCCUGGUUCUCAAUAAACUGGACAGGUUGAUCCUAGAACUGAAGAUGGAACCAACUGAGGCAUUUAUGCACCUUCAGCAAAUACUUACAGAGGUAAACCUGGUUACGAGCGAAUUAUUCACAGCAGAUGUGAUGUCGAUGCAGACUACAGAUUCAUCUACCAGUGCAGCCGGGGAUCAGAAACAGACAUAUGAUUGGACAGAAGACGCAGAUGAACUAGAAUACAAGAACAUUUAUUUCUCACCAGAGCUGGGUAAUGUUGUGUUCGCUGCAGCUUAUGAUGGAUGGGGAUUUAGUAUUGACAAGUUUGCUGAGAUUUAUGGGAAGAAGCUUGGAAUGAAUGAAGUUGGUUUACGUAAAACAUUGUGGGGAGAUUUCUUCCUCAAUUCAAAAACCAAGCGCAUCAUGAAAGGUGCUCAGUCAAAGGGGAAGAAGCCAUUAUUUGUUCAGUUUGUGCUGGAGAGUAUUUGGGCAGUGUAUGAUGCUGUUGUGGUGAGUCGUGACAAAGAAAUGACAGAGAAAAUCGUGAAAUCUCUAAACCUGAAAAUUACUGCACGUGAUUCACGACAUAAUGAUCCACGUGUACAGUUACAAGCCCUGAUGGGUCAGUGGUUACCAGUCUCUCAAGCUGUACUAGAUAAAGUAGUGGAGAAGUUGCCAUCUCCACUUGAAAUAGAAGAGGAGAAAGUGGAGAAGUUGAUGUGUAACCAGGCGAGAAGGUUUGACUCCAUGCCACAAGAAACACAGGAUCUGAAACAAGAUUUUCUGUCCUGUAAAGCCUCAGAAGAUGCCCCAGUAAUUGUAUUUGUAUCUAAAAUGUUUCCUGUGGACAAAGCAUCACUGCCAAAAAACAAGCAAAGACCAUUGACAGAGGAGGAGUUACAGCAACGUAGAGAAGCAGCUCGUCUCCGUCAUGCAGAGAGAAUGGCUGGAAAAAAUAUCGAAGCAUCAAGUGAACAUAUUUCUACCCCUGACAGUUCGGAAGGUGUAGCAGAACUUGUACCAGAGGACAGGGAGCAGGAAGAUGAUACAGACCAGGUUUUUGUAGCAUUUGCUCGUGUGUUCAGUGGCUGUGUGAGGAAAGGACAGAAGCUGUACGUCCUUGGACCUAAACAUGAUCCUGCAAAGGCUUUACAAAAGCUAUCAGAUGGAUGUAGUGGCAUGUCUGCAGCACAACGACUGGAAGAUCUUGCUAGAGAUGAUCAUGUGACUGUUGUCACGGUAACAGAUCUAUACUUGUUCAUGGGACGUGAACUGGAGGCACUAGAUUGUGUACCUGCUGGAAAUGUUCUUGGUAUAGGUGGGCUUGAAGAUCAUAUUUUGAAAUCUGGAACAUUGUCAAGUACAGUGGCAUGUCCAUCAUUUACAGACCUAUACUUUGAUGCUUCACCAAUACUGAGAGUGGCACUGGAACCUAUACAAGCUGGAGAUAUGCCAAAGUUGGUGAAGGGACUAAAGUUAUUGAAUCAAGCAGAUCCGUGUGUCCAAGUCCUCGUGCAGGAAACAGGGGAGCAUGUGAUCAUCACGGCGGGUGAAGUUCACCUUAGGAGGUGUAUUGACGAUCUUACAGAAAGAUAUGCUAAGAUAGAAAUCUCAGAAUCCUCUCCCAUAGUUCCAUUCCGUGAAACCAUUGUACCACCGCCGACAAUAGACAUGGUGAACGAGUCGAUACAGGACCAAAAUCCUGCCGGUAAAAAUGAGAAACAACGAGAGUUUGAUGAAGAUGAAGAAGUUUUAGAAACAGGGUUGGUUAGAAUAUUCACACCCAGUAAAUUUUGUAUGGUACAAAUACGUGCAGUACCGUUACCACAGGACGUAACAGAUUUCCUUGAUGAGAACCAGUUCUUGAUUAAAACGCUUGAUCAGUAUUUUUCGGCAAAAAUAUCGGAGCGAAAUAAGUCCGAAGUACACUUUGGGACGAAACUGAAACAGUCGACAAAAGAGGCAAUAAGAGAAUUUAAAGAGAAGUUGGAAGCAUUAUUUUUAGAGGCUGGAAAACAAUGGAAAGGAUGUGUUGACUGUAUUUGGGCAUUUGGACCUAAAAGGGUUGGGCCUAAUUUAUUGUUGAAUAAAGUUGAUGGAUACAACAGAACUUCAGUGUGGGAUUGUUUGAGAAAUGAUAAAACAGAAAUGAAAGUGGUGGUUAGAGAUUAUGACUAUAGUGUUGUAAGUGGAUUCCAGCUAGCAACCCUUACAGGACCACUCUGUGAUGAACCAAUGAGAGGCGUGUGUUUUAUUAUGGAAAAAUGGGAAAUAGGGUCUCAUGUUACUGAGCUUGGAAAUGAUGUUAUAGAAAGCAAAAAUGAUAGCAUUUCAUUGGCUAAAAAUAGUGCAGCAAAUUAUGAGGAAAAUGUACAUAUACAAUUGUCUAAAUUAAAUCUCAAAAAUGGGGAGUGUACAGACAAUUUGCAAAGUGAUAUACCUAGUUCAGGCAUAGAUGAGCAAAUUCCAGAGUGUUCAAAAACAUCUGUUGAAGGAUCUAGUUUAGAAGUGGAAUCUGCUGGGGAAUCAAGAUUUGAUAUAGAAAAAGAAGCAAAAAGGACAGACAUGAAAGGUCAUGUGUCGGGUCAGUUGAUCUCAAUAGUGAAGGAGGCAUGUCAGAAAGCAUUCCAGACUCAGCCCCAACGUCUCAUGGCUGCAAUGUAUAAAUGUAACAUACAGGCAACUGCAGAUGUACUUGGGAAGUUGUUUGCUGUGCUUGGGAAGAGAAAUGGAAGAACCUUGCAGGAUGAGAUGCGGGAAGGGUCGCAGAUAUUUAACAUCAUAGCUGUUAUUCCUGUUGUAGAGAGUUUCGGGUUCUGUGAAGAUAUAAGAAAGAAAACAAGUGGAUUGGCAAGUCCGCAGUUGGUGUUUAGUCAUUGGGAGACUAUAGAUGUAGAUCCUUACUGGGUUCCGACCACAGAAGAAGAAAUAAUGCAUUAUGGGGAGAAAGCAGAUUGUGAAAAUCGGGCACGUGCCUACAUGAAUACUGUCCGGGAGAGAAAAGGCUUGAAAGUUGAUAAAAAGAUUGUUGAGCAUGCAGAAAAACAAAGAACAUUAACUAGAAACAAAUAAUUCUCAAAUCUUUCCAUUCACAAUUAAGAGAUACCUCUCACAAAACUGAUGAGAUCUACACAAAGUAAUUUUAAAAAUGCAAUAUAAAAUUCUCAUGUCCACCCACUGUUAAGUUGCAUACGAAAAAAAUCCUUCAAAUUACAUGAUUUGCAACACUCAUUAUUGCUAAGCAAUUAGUCUAAUUGAUUAUUGUUUUGCUUAACAAGUGGGACGUAUAUCAAGUCUACAAAUAUGUUAUUAUAACUGAAGUAAAAGGUCAUGAAACAUUUAACAUGUAUUCUCAUCAAUUGAAAAUUAAAUGUUUUUGUUUUUUUUCUAUAAAAAGCUGAGAAAACUGAAUUGAUCUAUGAAAUUGUUGGCUGUUUUGUAAUAUGAUAAGCAGGCUCAUAGUCAAUAGAAUAAAUAUAUUUUUAUCAGUA